Messenger RNA from Thlaspi arvense, 2334 nucleotides. Lineage: Eukaryota; Viridiplantae; Streptophyta; Magnoliopsida; Brassicales; Brassicaceae. The record is from the annotation of a GenBank genome assembly.
AUGCGCACCCAGUUCGCAGACCCCCCAUCGACAUAUGUGGGGCUAGUUAACCGAUUUCAUUCAGUCUCCCAGUAUUUCCGUUCCCGAGGAGCAAUCAUCUCCGCCGUGGAUUUUCCGAGACACGGACGCCGGACACUGGUAAUUGAGGUAAUCCUAACUUCCGCUCCUCUACGCUUAACCCCAUUUCAGUUUUCCGAUGUCUUGGCUCACGAUUAUCGGGGCCCCUCGUCUUUUGGUCUUCUCGGGAUGGAAUCUAAUGUACUUCCACAACGGCUGUUCGCUGAUCACCAGGAGCCAGUCGGGGACCGAGUGAAUUCAUACUUCAAGCUUGACACAAUCGGGGUUAUCUUGAAAGCUCUCACACCCGAGGAACUAAGUGUCAUUCGAGUUGAAAAUGUCACCGGUGAGAAGCUGGAGGUGAUGCUUAGGCGCUCGAAAAAUAUAUCGAGCAAGCUGAAGGUCAAGUACGCAUGUCUCCUCGUCGUGGACGGACUGCUUUGCCGUAAAUCCUCAGGCAUGAAGAUCCCCAAAGACCAUGCGGAGAUGAUUCGAGACCUAGAUUACUUCCUCAGUUUCCUUUGGGGGCGGCACUGCUUCGAGAUGACCGUUCAGUGCAUCAAGUCCCGCACCACCAAUCAGCUAGCACAGCCCACCGUUGCUGUACAGGGUUUUAUUCAUGCGGUCCAGAUGGUUCUCCUCGAGACGGUUCCGGCUGCGCUGACGAUGAUGGGAGAUGAUAUUGGUUGUGAGUCUGAGGAGGAAGAGUGUGCUACGGCCACCACUCUCAGACUAGAUAAGCUGUGGGAUCUUGAUUCGUUGGGACAGGUCGCCGUUACAUCAAUUAUUGAAGGUGAGACUGAAGAAAUUCUCCUAGACACCCUAGAGUGGCAAGACGAAGUCUUGGAUCCGAAGGUUGAUUACAUGGAGAUGUUAAUUACUGAAAGAGCAGAGUUUUGCAGGGAGUCUUUCAUUGGUGGGCAUGUUGCGACUCCUACACCCACACAAUCCUCCGCCGCCAAAAGCCGGAAAAGGAAAGGGCCGUCUGUGGCGAAAGACAAGCCCCUCACUCCCCCAGGGCGAGGCAAAAAACCAAGAGACGGACGCAACACGGCAAAGGCAUCCGAUCAAGGAGAACCACUGCCCAUUACGGCGGAGAAGAUUGCGGAUCUCAUAGACACCGCGAUGAAGAGGGCCCACUCGGAAAUGGUUGACUCAAUGGCGACAUUGAUGUUGGCGAUAGAGAGUAGGCUUGAGAGAAGAUUGAAUGAGAAGAUGUCUGCCAUGAUCGACGCGGCAGGCAAAGGGACUGGUGCGGACCAAGUUAUUGGGAACGUCAUCAGCGACAUAAAUGCAGACGAGGAGACAUACGGGACGACCAAAGAGGCAGGGGGAUCUAAUCAACAGUCCAGCGACCACCAGCGCUGUGAAGAUCCAACGACUCAUGGAGUCGUCAAUGGUCCGCCCCUAACCGUACCAGUUACAGAACUUCACCACGCACCCCCCGUCACUUCUGAGAAAUCUGUUGACUCCGAUCCAGAAGGGGUGACACCAUCCGGAGUGCCGGAGAACUUGGAAUUCACUGCAUUAACCUUCAAUGCAUCCCCAGACAGGGAACUAAACAUGGGGGGAGGAUUGGUGAUCAAGAAACAAGAUGUUCUCGAUUUACCGCUGUUAGUACCAUUGUCCCGUCCCGAGGUCAUGGAUGCUUGCGUGAAGAUGUUGCGGAAAUCAGGGCUAGCUUCUUGCUCCCCAUCGGAAGACUACCGAGCAGACAUUCUCCCCAGUAGGUGGGCCGUGUCGAUGGCGAAGCUCUAUCCAAAAUUCAGCAAAUCAAACCGGAAAGAGGCGUUUGAAUUCGGGGAUACUAUCAUGGAUAUGGUACGCACAUGCACUAAAGAUUGGGUGAAAGACAUUGACUUCGUGUAUUUUCCCUUUGUAGCGGACAAGAACAGAUGGGUUGGGGUCGUCAUUGACAUACUGUCCGCCCAGAUGACAGUUUUUGACUCAUCGGCGUCUGAGAGGCGUGGGGCGCGAAUAGCCCCUGAGCUCCAAUUCAUAUGCCAGAUGUUCCCGUAUCUCGUUCGCAAAGUCGCUGUUGGUGAUUGCACGAUAGAUUAUGGUCUCGAACCACUGAAGAUCAGGAAGGACACGGCAGUUGUCCAAGCUACAUAUAGGAAGAUAACGGGGAUGCUCACCCUCCUAAUCAUGGAGGCGCAUGUGCGGGGUGGGCUAUCCGAGGCCUAUGCUGUCGAUGAAGGAAUGGUUGAAAUACGCGCGCAGAACUUAGCCGUUGAGAUCGUCAAACAUAGUGUUGUGGAGGGUUCAUCCCCGUAG